This is a messenger RNA of Protomyces lactucae-debilis, 507 nucleotides long. RefSeq lists its product as uncharacterized. The record is from RefSeq and is a predicted model, not a curated record. The coding region runs from base 1 to 507 and encodes 168 amino acids. Lineage: Eukaryota; Fungi; Ascomycota; Taphrinomycetes; Taphrinales; Protomycetaceae. The transcript is spliced from 3 exons.
AUGCUCCAUCACGAGCCUGCACAAAAGGAACAGGACCUCGUGGCCAUCCUGAUACUGGACAAUCUGGCUGCAGGCAUCAUGCUGGUCAUUGAGGCGAUGCAAGAGUUUCGCUACUUCUUCUUCAGCAUCGUCAAUUUCAUCUUGCUCAUCCUCGGCAGUAUUGUCUUGUUGUCGUUGCCUGUUUUGAGCUACAGUCAUUCUCGCGCAUGGACAGGUCUACCAAUUCUAGUUAUCGCUAAAACGAUCCUCAAUAGCCUGCGAUCAUCCUUCUAUGACAUCUCGACUGGCUUCACCUCACAACCACUUCGCAGCCUCGUCUUCGCUGCUGGUGUCGCAUCAGGCGUGCCGAGCCUUCUUUAUUUGCUGAUGCCACUCUUCUUGUGGCGGCCGGACAAGCCAGGUGGAUGGAUCGGAUACCUCGUCGCUUCGACUCAAACCGUUGCUAUGCAUGGUGUACCUGUUAUCAGCCGGCCCGUUUACGUUCCAGAACCGCGGUAUCACUUUUGA